AUGAUAUUUAUUGAAAAUUUAAUAUUUAUAACUUUUAUCUCACUUUUAUCAUUUCAAAUUGUGAGUGGUAUUAGACAACCACCUACAAUGAUGAGUGGCACCAACAAAGAUGGUGCGUUUUUCACCUUAAAUAUCACUGCUAGUAGUUUAUUAGUUUCGAAUACUAUGCCUCUCAAUGGAACUUUUAUGUUUGGAAUGCUGGCAGGUGAUGGAAAUGAUUUUAAUUUUCUUGCACUCAGCCCAAAAGAUUUUCCUAAACAACCAGAUCCUUUUGCACCUGGUGAAAUAAUUGUUUAUGAUUCAUUGGAAAAUACUAUUGUUGUUAAAGAACAAACUGCCAUUGUCAAUUGGGACUUUUAUUACGAUUAUAUCAGAAAUAUGUGUUGGGAUCAAAAAAACAAUAUUAUCUAUUAUAUGACAACAGCUGGAGAUUCCUAUACAGUUGUAAUUAUUAUUGACACACCAAAUCAAAAUAGUACUAGAAAAUUAGUUUCAAAGAAACUUUCUCCUGUUAUGGAUGGAUAUUAUGAUUCAGAGAAUAAUAUAUAUUAUGCUGGAUACCUUGUAUUCGGAUCAGUAGAUACUUAUUUUAAGAUAUUCUAUCUUUCUAAUAAUACUGAAUCUGAAACUUAUAUAUUCCAACCGUACAUCUCUGGAGGAGAAUUUUGGAAAUUAUUUAUUUAUCAAUCCAAGGUUUAUGUCGGUGUGUUCGGUCCACGAAAUAGCAAUAUCGUAUAUAUAUGCAUGGUCGAUUUUGAAGCCCGGACCUUGAUUGAAAUCGUAAAGAAUCCUGUGGAACCUAAAUCUACAAUUGAUUUAGUAUUUGAUCCAAAUGGAUAUAUUAUCUUUUUUGAAUGGAACUAUUCAAAUGGUUUAAUGGUAUUAAAUACUUUUGACCUAGAAACACAAUUAUUUGUCACCAAUAGUACCAUACAAGGUCCUCUUGGAAAUGGAGACUAUUUCCUUUUAGCUCAAUAA
Messenger RNA from Heterostelium album PN500, 978 nucleotides. RefSeq lists its product as uncharacterized. The coding region runs from base 1 to 978 and encodes 325 amino acids. NCBI's taxonomy places the organism in Eukaryota, Evosea, Eumycetozoa, Acytosteliales, Acytosteliaceae. The transcript has 4 exons. The record is from RefSeq and is a predicted model, not a curated record.